AUGGUUACCACAGAUUGUUACCGAACGGUAGAGGUCGAGGUGCCGAUUAAUAUUGCACUUGUGAAAUAUUGGGGCAAAAAAGAUGAGGAUCUCAUCAUACCUAUCAACAACUCAAUUUCACUGAACGUUGAUGCUCUUUGUGCUCGUACUCGGGUACAAUGUUCUCCAAGCACUCUUUCCGAUUCGGUGACGAUUAAUGGCGUUGAAUUAGACCUGGACUCGAAGAAAAAUCGUCGUUUUCGGCAAUGUCUAAAUUGUGCCAGGGAACUAGUUCGACAGCGUUCCUCGUCAGAUGCAGGGCAGGAGUGCAGUUUUCAGAUCUCUUCGACAACAAACUUUCCCGUUGGCGCAGGUCUCGCAUCAUCAGCUGCAGGUUUUGCAGCCAUUGCCUUUGCAAUUGGCACAUUAUUUGAUCUUCCAGUUGCGGAUAUAUCAGCUCUAGCAAGAAGAGGAUCAGGAAGUGCAUGUCGGAGUGUGUACGGGGGAUUGGUGGAGUGGGAAGCUGGAAUGUAUGCCUUUCUGCAGCGUUUGCCUGAAACAACGUGGCCUGAGCUUCGCGUUGUUGUGCUGGUACUCGAUGACUCGGAAAAAGAGGUUGGUAGCAGUGAAGGUAUGCGACGUACGGUGCUGACAAGCGAACUGAUGCACCACCGUGCCAACGUUGUUGUUCCAGAGAGAAUCAGGAGGUUGAUUCACGCAUUCCAGUCACAUGAUUUUUCUGAAUUUGGACGCAUCGUUAUGGCCGAUAGUAACCAACUUCAUGCUGUUUGUAUGGAUUCAUUCCCACCUCUUAAGUACUUGUCGGAUGCAUCAUGGCAUGUCAUUAGAACAGUGAAUGAGUUCAAUGCUGAGAGCGGGAUUCGUGCAGCUUACACCUUCGACGCUGGGCCAAAUGCGUGCGUUUUUGUAGAAGAAAAAGAUUUGAAGGCAUUUCUAGAGCAACUUUGUCAACAGUUCGUUGUUGCUGAAGAUAUCGUAGCCAAUUUUUCACAAGCGGCAGGUGAUUUCAGUUGCAAAGCUGCUCCUAGGACUUCUUUUGCCAUUAAAAAUGUCGUCGUUAGUAAGGUUGGUGGACCACCGAGAACUGUUUCAUAA
This is a messenger RNA of Cooperia oncophora, 1095 nucleotides long. The record is from the annotation of a GenBank genome assembly. NCBI's taxonomy places the organism in Eukaryota, Metazoa, Nematoda, Chromadorea, Rhabditida, Trichostrongylidae.